Molecule: messenger RNA, 770 nt
Organism: Toxotes jaculatrix (banded archerfish)
Lineage: Eukaryota; Metazoa; Chordata; Actinopteri; Toxotidae
Gene: rasd3
Product: RASD family member 3
Exons: 1
Coding region: 84-719 (211 amino acids)
Molecular function (GO): GTP binding; GTPase activity
Source: RefSeq, a predicted model, not a curated record
GUACAGGAGUCCGUUCCCCGCCGGUGGCUGCAUAUUGUCGUCAGAGACAGGUGUUCGCUCCGGGACACACAGAUCUGAUCAGCAUGUCUCUGUCAGGGCGUCCCAACACGGUGCGGCUGGUGUUCCUCGGAGCGGCGGGGGUCGGGAAGAGCGCGCUCAUCCGCCGUUUCCUCCACGACCGCUUUGAGCACAAAUACACGCGCACAGUGGAGGAGCUUCACGUGCUGGAGUACGACACUGCGGGGUCCGGGAAGAUGCGUCUGGAGAUCCUGGACACGAGUGGCAGCUACUCCUUCCCGGCCAUGCGGGAGCUCUGCAUCCGACACAGUGACGCUUUCGCCCUCGUGUACGCGGUGGACGACCCGGGGUCCUUCGAGGAGGUGCGGCGGCUCCGCGACGAGAUUCUGGGGCUGAGGGGCGGUAAGAGCGCGCCCAUCACCGUGGUUGGCAACAAAGCAGAUCUCACCGAGGCCGAAGGUCGCGUGCUGCUGGCGGCUGACGCCAUGGCCACGGUGGAGGGUGAGUGGGACGCCAACUUCGUGGAAGCGUCCGCGCGCACAGGUGGAAACACGGUCGGCGUGUUCCGCGCGCUGCUGCAACAGGUGGACCUGCCUCUCCGGCUGAGCCCUGCGAUGUGCAGACGCAGAGACACGGCACCCAGCCCCGCAGUCAAGAAGAGGCCGCCGCUGAAGAAGAACCACAGCUGUAUCCUGUCAUAAGAACAUGUUCUCUAAUUGAUGAUGGACUUUGGACUCUGCAGCUGGACUGCU